UUUAUCAUAAUUGAAGAAAAAUGAUGGAAGAGAGUGGAAUAGAGACAACACCACCUGGGACUCCUCCACCAAAUUCAGCGGGACUGGCUGUCGCUGCCACAGCAGCACAGCCGUCUUCCCCCCCAGCCCCUUUAGCUGCAGCCAGCACUUUCUCUUCUCCAAGCGUGUCCUCUGUGCAGCCCCUGCCGCCACACACGUUCUCCACCCCUCAGCAGUCCCUGCCUCCUGUGAGGCCUUCACCACCCUUGCCCUUUGUGCCUCCUUCACCGGUUCCUUCUGGUCCUCCACUCAUUACCUCUUUACCACCUCAUGUUUCUCCACCAACUGCUGCUGCCUUCAGUAACCCUCCUUUAUCCCACUUCCCACCUUCCACUUCUGCCCCAAACACUCUCUUAUCUGCCCCCGCUUCGGGCCCUCCCACAUCAGGAUUCUCUGUCGGCUCAGCCUAUGACAUUACACGAGGACAUGCAGGAAGAGCUCCCCAGACACCCCUGAUGCCGUCUUUUUCUGCACCUCCGGUGACAGGUAUUUUGCCAACUCCCAUUACUCAGCAAGCUGGUUUGACGUCUCUGGCACAGGGAACUGGAACCACAUCAGCCAUAACUUUUCCAGAGCAGCCGGAAGAUCCUAGAAUUGGUAGAGGGCAGGAUGAAGCAUCUGCUGGUGGACUCUGGGGUUUUAUUAAGGGUGUGGCUGGGAACCCUAUGGUGAAAUCUGUGCUUGAUAAAACAAAACAUUCAGUAGAAAGCAUGAUUACAACGCUGGACCCUGGCAUGGCUCCAUAUAUCAAAUCUGGAGGUGAACUGGACAUUGUAGUGACCUCAAAUAAAGAAGUAAAAGUUGCUGCUGUCCGAGAUGCCUUCCAGGAGGUCUUUGGCUUAGCUGUGGUGAUAGGGGAAGCUGGGCAGUCCAGCAUUGCCCCACAACCAGUGGGCUAUGCAGCUGGAUUAAAAGGUGCCCAGGAACGGAUAGAUAGCUUGCGUCGAACUGGAGUGAUCCAUGAAAAACAGACUGCUGUGUCAGUAGAAAACUUCAUUGCAGAAUUGCUUCCUGACAAAUGGUUUGACAUUGGCUGUCUGAUAGUUGAAGACCCUGUGCAUGGUAUUCAUCUAGAAGCAUUUACACAAGCCACACCAGUACCCUUGGAAUUUGUACAACAGGCUCAAAGUCUAACUCCCCAGGACUACAGUCUGAGGUGGUCGGGCCUUUUGGUGACAGUGGGCGAAGUCCUGGAGAAGAGCUUACUCAAUGUCAGCCGGACUGAUUGGCACGUGACUUUCACUGGCAUGUCUCGUCGGCAGAUGAUCUACAGUGCAGCCAAAGCGGUAGCAGGCAUGUAUAAACAGCGCCUGUCCCCCAGGACCAUGUGAGAAGGCUGGCCUGGGAUACUGACACUUGCUAACUUUGAGCUGCUAGUGGAGAAGAGACAGUCCCUUCUUAAACUGGACAACUUCAGUCAGUCCAGCUGUUUUGAUCAUUUUCCUGUAGGCUGCAGUUGUUUUCUUAGAAAGGCAUGGUGUCAUUCCAGUAGAUGAAAAGAAACAGAUCCUUUUUCUGAUUAUAUAAUUGCACGUACCAGUAGUUCUCAAAAAAUAUAUAAAUAUUUUUAUAGGACAGUUUGAUACAUCAGAUUUAUAAGGUGCAAAUUCAUGUGCUAAGAUAUUUAACUUAAUGAUAUGUACUUGAUUAUUUUGUUUUUUAAGAAAUAGUUGACUAAAGAACAUGUUUACCGAACACUGUUUAAAAGCA
Messenger RNA from Lipotes vexillifer (Yangtze River dolphin), 1749 nucleotides. RefSeq names its product proline rich coiled-coil 1 (gene PRRC1). The transcript has 8 exons. Gene Ontology annotation, molecular function: protein kinase A regulatory subunit binding. Lineage: Eukaryota; Metazoa; Chordata; Mammalia; Artiodactyla; Lipotidae. Gene Ontology annotation, cellular component: cytoplasm. Bases 21 to 1370 code for a protein of 449 amino acids. Gene Ontology annotation, biological process: activation of protein kinase A activity. The record is from RefSeq and is a predicted model, not a curated record.